CUUCGUUCCUCACUCUUGGUGGCGACUUCUUCUUCUUCUUCUUCUUCUUUCCUGUUCGUGUUGCUUCUAGACGUUUCUGCAAUAUCUGUAUUAUUCAAACAAUAUUUGUUGCCUCAAUUUGACAGGGAUCUAAGCCAUCUGCCACGAUGUAUCUUCAGUUUUACAUAAACGACAAUGGUGACAAGGUCUACACCACUAAGAAAGAAACACCGCUUGGCUUAGCUACACAAUCUGCUCACCCUGCUCGGUUUUCACCGGAUGACAAAUAUUCAAGGCAGAGGGUGCUUCUGAAGAAGCGUUUUGGAUUAUUACCAACCCAGCAACCACCUCCAAAGUAUUGAGAGUGAUUUGUCUAACAUGCUCUUGCUGUAUUAUUGUAUUUUAAUUUAAUUUUCUCUUUAUUAGUGGUGUUUUCUUAUAUAUGCUGGUGUCAUAGUGAAAUGUUAAAGUGAAAUGAUGAAUUUUGAAAUACAAUAUGCUGUUCAAUUUUU
Molecule: messenger RNA, 491 nt
Organism: Arachis duranensis
Lineage: Eukaryota; Viridiplantae; Streptophyta; Magnoliopsida; Fabales; Fabaceae
Product: H/ACA ribonucleoprotein complex subunit 3-like protein
Exons: 3
Coding region: 147-341 (64 amino acids)
Biological process (GO): positive regulation of telomerase RNA localization to Cajal body; rRNA pseudouridine synthesis; snRNA pseudouridine synthesis
Cellular component (GO): box H/ACA snoRNP complex; box H/ACA telomerase RNP complex
Molecular function (GO): telomerase RNA binding; box H/ACA snoRNA binding
Source: RefSeq, a predicted model, not a curated record